GUGAGCGAAUAGAGGACUCUCUUCGCAGUGACUCUAUUAGGGUUUGCAACCCUGCAUCUAGCCACAUCGCGCUCCCUUGCUGCCCCUCCGACAAGCCAUGGUGUCCCUCAAGCUGCAAAAGCGGCUUGCCGCUUCUGUGCUCAAGUGCGGAGAGCGCAAGGUGUGGCUGGACCCCAAUGAGGUCAAUGAAAUUUCUAUGGCCAACAGCCGACAGAACAUCCGCAAGCUUGUCAAGGAUGGGUUUGUGAUCCGGAAGCCACAGAAGAUACACUCGCGGGCUCGUGCGCGUCGCGCUCUGGAGGCCAAGAGGAAAGGCCGUCACUCUGGCUACGGAAAGCGUCGUGGCACCAGGGAGGCUAGGCUUCCUACCAAGGUGUUAUGGCUGCGGCGCAUGCGUGUGCUGAGGCGGCUUCUCCGCAAGUACCGCGAUGCGAAGAAGAUCGACAAGCAUAUGUACCAUGACAUGUACAUGAAGGUGAAAGGUAACGUGUUUAAGAACAAGCGUGUGUUGAUGGAAAGUAUUCACAAGUCCAAGGCUGAGAAGGCGCGUGAGAAGACGCUUUCUGACCAGUUUGAGGCGAGGCGUGCAAAGAACAAGGCUUCGCGGGAGCGUAAGCUGUCAAGGAGAGAGGAGCGUCAGGCCCAUGGACUCUCUGACGCUGCCCCUGCUCAGACUCCCGUAAACCCUGUUAGCGAUGCCCCAGUUAAGAAGUCAAAGAAGUGAAUUAUGCCUCUUCAGCUUUUUAAAUCAUGGUUGGUUCUUUAAGAGGAUUUGUGAACGGUUGAUUCGGUGUCUCUGCCUUGGUUCAUUAGUUUUGCGGUUUAAUCUCUUAAAAUUAUGUUCUGAUCAUCGUUAUGACGUGGCUUUAAGUGUGUUCUGAUUUUCGAUUACGGCUUUUCAGCCUCGGUUAUGAUGAUCGGUCUGUGUUGACUUUAUCCAGUCUGCCAUUCUGAGGCAUUGAAAACUCA
Messenger RNA from Physcomitrium patens, 969 nucleotides. Its product is annotated as large ribosomal subunit protein eL19y. Gene Ontology annotation, molecular function: structural constituent of ribosome; RNA binding. Gene Ontology annotation, cellular component: cytosolic large ribosomal subunit; ribosome. The record is from RefSeq and is a predicted model, not a curated record. Gene Ontology annotation, biological process: translation. NCBI's taxonomy places the organism in Eukaryota, Viridiplantae, Streptophyta, Bryopsida, Funariales, Funariaceae.